Microbotryum saponariae is the source of this 3705-nucleotide messenger RNA. NCBI's taxonomy places the organism in Eukaryota, Fungi, Basidiomycota, Microbotryomycetes, Microbotryales, Microbotryaceae. The record is from the annotation of a GenBank genome assembly.
AUGGCCCUGCGACCACCGACCACGCCGAGGGCCUCAACACUGCUUUCUCACAACUCGAUUGCUGCGGCCGGCUCAACUCCUUCUUCCCUCCCUACCCCAUCCCGGCGUCGAGUUUCGUCGAACGUCGCCUCGUCGUCACGCUCGAAUCUCGGAGGAGCCGCCGACGAACUCGACAGCUUGCAACAGGCCCUUCGAUCCCACGAUCCGAGCCAAUACGAUUCCCCUCACCUCCUGGGGAACAGUUAUGAUUCGACAGAUAGUCCGACACCGAACAAAUCGAGUCAUACGGUCACCCAACGAAGAGCGCUGAGGAGACCUUCCAUCGUCAACCUCAAGUCGAAUUUGGCUGUCUCGGCUGGGGGCAGUGGCGCUUCGAGACCGACUACACCCUCGGGGCGGACAUCAGGCAUGGGUGUAUCCACGCCUCGACAUCAUGCGAUGGGUGGAUCGAUGACGCGCUCAAAGACCCCGACUUCGCUUGCGACUCGACCCCUCUCUCGAUCGACGAUGCACAACUCGCUUGGCAGUUCGAUCGCGGGCUUCAAAGGGUUGCAGGUAGGCGAUCAGGUCAAAUUUGAAGUAGCGGGGAACGCGAUGGAAGGUGUUAUUCGGUUCUUGGGCGCCGUCGAUGGUAAAGAGGGGCAGUGGGGUGGAGUCGAAUUGGAUGCCGAAUGGAGCGGACUGGGCAAGAAUGACGGGAGCGUCAAAGGGUGAGUCAUUUCUGGCAUUCCAGAUGGUCCCGUGGAGGAACAGCGCGCCUUAUCGCAUUGAGGUGAUCUCACAGUGUUCAAUACUUUGCCUGCAACCCGCUGUGCGGCCUCUUCCUCCCGCUGCAAAAAAUCACCAAGAAGCCGCCCGCGCCGCCGGCCAUCACCGCCGGCUCUCGAGCGUCCAAAUACGUCGGUCUCAAAGCUUCUGAACUGGCGUCGAACAAGCGACAGAUGGAGCAGAAUCGAACAUCGAUGGGACCACCUGCAUCACCUACCAAGGGCCAACCGCGAAGAUCCUUGGCCCCGCCCAGUCCGAUCAAAGUCGGUUCGAUUUCGUCUUCGUCUGCUUCGGCCUCUUCGACGCCAAGAGCGAUCCGAAGUGGUCGCCCUUCGUACGGCGGUGGAGCUUUUGGCGCGACACCAAGGAAAUCGAUCGGGGGAGUCUUGGCUUCUUCGACGCCCCGAGCGAAUAUGUCAAGUUCGGCAUCGGGGAUGAAGAGACCUCCCUCUGCACUACGGUCGAAUUCGAUCCCUGAUGUUCCUGCUCUACCGCAUUCGUAUGCCCUGAAUCGAUCGAUCACCCCUUCGUCAUCGAGGGACGGUCGAGCGACGCCUUCGACGCCUUCGCUCGUUUCUUCGAGGAUGCAACGACGGCAAUCUGAGAUCUCGACGACCUCUGCGUCGACUGGAUUGGGAGGUGGGUUGGGCUUGGGGCAUUCGACUUCGAGGCCUACGACGCCUUCGGUGAGGUCGUUCUCGAGGCAAUCGUUCGCGAGUUCUUCGGUCUCGAGGAAUAGUUUGCGGUCGACGACAAGGGAGGAGGAUGAUAUUGCCGAUUACAAGCAGCAGGUCGUGGAAGCACGGGAGAGGGAGGCGAGCGUGAGGGAGUUGCUGGAAGGGUCUGAGAAGGUGGGGAGGGACAUGGAGGCGCUUGUGGGAGAGUUGAGGGACCGGUUGAAGGAGAGGGAUGCGCAGGUCGAUGAGAUGGAACGGAAAGCCAAGGAGAGGGAGAUCAGUCGGAUGGCCGAGGUCGAGGAUGACGAUGCGGGGAGCAAGAAGGAGUUGCAGAGGCUCUUGAAGGAAAUGGAGGAGAUGAGAGAGGAGGGCAAGGGCAAGCAGGAACGAUGGGACAAGUUGCAGCGCGAGUGGGCGACCAAGUCCGCGGCGAAAGAGGGCGAGAUCGCUUCGCUCAGGGAAAGGUUGGACAUCGCGACGCAGGGCGUGGACGAGGAGAAGUCCGAGCUGCAGCGCCAGUUGGAGCAGUUGAGGAGCGCGGGGCAGUCGCUUUGUUUGACGUACGAGGAACGCAUCGCCGAGAUUGAGAUUGCGCGGCUGGAAAGCGUCGACUUGGCCGAGACGUUGGCGGCGCAGUUGGAGGCGUUACAGUUGGGUGGACGGGGCGGGGUCAUCGAGAAGGGGACGACGACAAACGACGACGGCGAGGAGGUGCAUCGCUCGGGAUCCCCGGAUUCUCCGACACGGCGCUUGGGCGCUUCAACGAAUGCUUCCGUGGCGGACAUCAUCAAUGCCGAAUCUGCGCAGGCCGAUCUCGACCACUUGCGCAUCAAGGUCGGUUCGCUGGAGGAGCAGUUGGAAGAAGCGCGCAUGCACCUCGAGGCCGAAGUUAACGACAGCCGUAAGCGACGGACGAAGCAUCAAGAGGCCGAGGCGGUCUUGAAGAAGGAUCUGAAGGGGUUGCGCGACGCGUUGGAUCGCUCGGCCAAGCACGAGACGAGGUUGACGAGUCGGAUCGCCGAACUUGAGGUUGCGUUGCAAGAGAGUCAGGCGACGUUGGAGGAUGAAAGGUCUGAGUUGGAGGGUCUGAGGAGCGACGUCGUGGGUGGAGCGAGUGCGGGUAUUGCGGAUGAACUCAAGAGGGCCAACAAGCUCGUCGGGAAGUUGCAGGAAGAACUCGACGAGGUCAAGCAGAGCAAAGCGCAGCAGGUCGAGCGCGUUUCUGAACUUCAGGCGCAACUGGACGUGGCCCUUUUGUCGAUCAGUCAACGAUCCUCGAGCCCGACCCAAGCGCCGACGCAGGAUACUGGCUCGGCCUCGUCGCAACUGUCACCGACAUCGGUGUCGAUGAACCGCCGGGAGUCCAGUCUCGCCUCGAGUGGUGGUCGACGCUCGGUCGGAAGUAGAGACGACGAGAUUGCAGACGCUCAAGAGCAAAUCGUCGGCCUCAAGAUCAUUAUCAAGUCGCUCGAAGACGACAACUCGGUCCUGAGCGAACGCAACAUCGCUCUAGGGAAUGAAGUGCAGGACCUCAAGGAUGCUCAACAGGCGCUCGAGACGACGGUCGAGAACCUGAUGGGGCAGAUGACGAAUGCCGACUCGUCAUCGGUCGCAGUCAAGGUCAUUUCGAGUCCUACGAUGGAUGCCAAGGGGACGAGGGCGGUCAGGGAGGUCGAGGAGCUCAAGCUCAAGUUGCGAGAGGUGGAGAAGAAGGCAGAGAGGGAGAUCAAGGUCUUGCACCAAGAGGUCAGUAUUCGUGCUACGGGGCUUCGGAAGGGAAGAAGGUGACUGAAGUUGUUUUUGUUCGUAGGUCAAUGAGCUCGAGUCGCUCGUCGAGUCCAAAAUCUACCGCGAAGAUGAGCUCGAGACCGAAUUGGAGAAGUACAAGGCGCUUGCUGCAAAAGUGCCCAGCUCUUCCUCGACAUCCGGCGGUGCCUUAUCCUUGACUGCCACGACCAAGGGGAACGGAUUGACACGGUCCAGCAAGGAAGAAGACGAUGAUGAAGAUAAUGGCGAAUGCGAACUGUGCGGCGACAUGCACGACCUCGAGUCAUGUCCCAUCUUUGCAGGGUCUUCCUCACCGAGCAAAGUCGGUCGACCCCGUGCUUCGGUCUCGGGCGGGCAGAGGCAUGCCAAGUCGGCGUCUUUGGCGUCAAUUUCUUCAGAGGGGGUCAAGACCUCUACGGAAGCUUAUUGCGACGAUUGUGAAGAGUAUGGGCAUGCGCUGGAGGAUUGUCCGUUGGCGAAUGAUAUCUUUUAG